CUCUUGAAGGCCAUCAUAGGCCCAGUUCUAGUAGAAGAGCUUGUCCCCAGGGCUGUGCACAGGGGCCCUGGAUUAAUUGGAGUGUUCAACUUCCAGGCUUUGUCUAAUGUUCCUCCUCUCCGGAACUACUUCUUGGAAGAAGACAAUUAUAAGAACAUCAAGCGUCCUCCAGGGGAUAUCAUGUUCUUGUUGGUCCAGCGUUUUGGAGAGCUGAUGAGAAAGCUCUGGAACCCUCGAAAUUUCAAGGCACAUGUCUCUCCCCAUGAGAUGCUUCAGGCUGUUGUCCUUUGCAGCAAGAAGACCUUUCAGAUCACCAAGCAAGGGGAUGGAGUUGACUUUCUGUCCUGGUUUCUGAAUGCUCUACACUCAGCGCUGGGGGGCACAAAGAAGAAAAAGAAGACUAUUGUGACUGAUGUUUUCCAGGGGUCCAUGAGGAUCUUCACUAAAAAGCUUCCUCAUCCUGAUCUGCCAGCAGAAGAAAAAGAACAGCUGCUGCAUAAUGACGAGUACCAGGAGACAAUGGUGGAGUCCACCUUCAUGUACCUGACUCUGGAUCUCCCUACUGCUCCCCUCUACAAGGACGAGAAAGAGCAGCUCAUUAUCCCUCAGGUGCCGCUCUUCAAUAUCCUGGCCAAGUUCAACGGCAUUACAGAGAAGGUAUCCCAUUUGCACAGCUGCCCUGCUGAUGCUUCUUUUUCUCUUGACUUUUUCAGUUUCUUUUUAUAUGUCGAAGUCGCCACAUAGGUGGAAUGCAUUUACCAUAAAGCAUAUUACCUGUAUUGAGCCUCCCAGACUCCAUUGCUGUUUCUAGCUGGUCACCCCAGCUCUUAACUUGAUUUGCUGUGCCCUCUCUUCUACUUUUCAUAUGUUCUUUUAACCCUAACCAUCUGCCUCUGGGUA
Messenger RNA from Leptonychotes weddellii (Weddell seal), 900 nucleotides. NCBI's taxonomy places the organism in Eukaryota, Metazoa, Chordata, Mammalia, Carnivora, Phocidae. The record is from RefSeq and is a predicted model, not a curated record.